Molecule: messenger RNA, 594 nt
Organism: Microdochium trichocladiopsis
Lineage: Eukaryota; Fungi; Ascomycota; Sordariomycetes; Xylariales; Microdochiaceae
Exons: 2
Coding region: 1-594 (197 amino acids)
Source: RefSeq, a predicted model, not a curated record
AUGGCAGCAGAGACCUCAUUCCAUCCCCGCCAACUGGGCGCGUACCUGCAGCUGCCUUGUGCCGACAUCGGCAGGCGCAGGAGUGAGCUCGGCGGAUUCGAGCCUCCGCGUACCAUUACCCUCACCUCCGCCGACUUUACCGCGCUGUGGCCAUAUGUAUCAAACGUCUGGCAGGUCACUCGCGGCAGCCCUACGCAGUCGGUUGCUAGGGACUGGCGUUGUCGGUACCAUCGUGCACCGGACGCUUCGGCGUCAACGGGUAAACGGCGGAGGCUAGGGAACAGCGCACCGCGCUGUAAGACCCGAUGCUCCGUCGUCAUCACUCAAGAAACGGUAACGGUUACCUUUUUCGGCACACAUAACCAUUCAAUGAGCACCUGCGACGGCGAUAAACUCAAUGACGCCCUCCGUGCUGCGUUCCGGGCCUACAUUGCUGAUGGCUUCGGAGCGAAACCCCAGUUAGCCCUCGAGGCCUGGCGAGGCGAUGCACCCUCUCAUGAACUCGCAAAGACCGCCGGGCUUCUGAAGAAGGCAGACGCGCAGUUUUUGAAGAAUCUGACGCCAAAAUCUUGCGUCCCACGGCCAGAAACGUGA